Coregonus sp. 'balchen' is the source of this 1125-nucleotide messenger RNA. The record is from the annotation of a GenBank genome assembly. NCBI's taxonomy places the organism in Eukaryota, Metazoa, Chordata, Actinopteri, Salmoniformes, Salmonidae.
CUCACCAUUUCAGAGGAGGUCCCCCUGGAACAGAGGUACGAGGCCAGAGUGGUGCUGAGCGGAGCAGGAGACGCCCUUGGCUACAACCAAUUGCAACUGGGAGUUUGAGAAUGAUGGAGCGCUCAUCCAUGAGGAAGUGCAGAAGAUAGGAAGUCUAGAGAAGCUGGAUGCCAAAGACUUCCCUGUUAGUGAUGACACCGUCAUGCACCUCGCUACAGCUGAAGCCCUGGUCAAGGUGGGGAAGGGGGAGGGGGAGUCCUUUCUGAAGUGUGUCAUGUCUUGUUGUCACAAUGUAAACAGGACACCCAAUAGUGUUAACAGCAGUGGCAAUGUUUCUGCACGCUGGAGCACGGCACACUUAAACAAACAUGUUGAUCUCCCUUCAAUGCAAUAAUUAUACUCCCUCUCUCUCCGCUGUAGGCAUCACCUGCAUUGACGGCGUUGCCAGGCACAUACGGAGAACUGAGAGGGGCAUUAAGAUUCCCUUCUACAAGAGGGGUGGAGGGUGUGGGUCAGCCAUGAGGACCAUGUGUAUUGGCCUGCACUUCCCCGACCUUGAGUAGGAACACCUGCUGAUAGCAGUCAGUGUGGAGAGUGGGCAUCUGAACCACCACCACCCCACAGGCCCCAUUAGACAUAUUCCCAUGAGAUUGUCCCGUUUGUUUACACAACAUUUUCUAACUACCUGGGUUUACAAUGUAGAAUUAUGUGUAAGCUUCACCUGCUUCUGACUAAUCUUGUUUUUGGGACUCAGCCUAUUUAGAAAAGAGAGUCAUUCUGAAUGGGAAGAGCAAACCCCAGUUCCCAGAGCGCUACGGAGUGAAGGAGAGGGAGGUACAUUUCCAGGGUAUGUGUGGCACCAGUGGGCACGAUGCUCCCAUGAUAGCUUACGAUGCCCUCCUAAAAGCAGGCGACUCCAGGGUUGAGUUGGCCAAUCACGGCUUCUUCUACGGUGGGGACAGCGACUCCACGUCCGCAAUCGCUGUUGCCUGGUUGGGCGCACCGUUCAGCUUCAGAGGAGUGCCAGAGAUCAACUACCACAGGCUGGAGUACCGUGACAGGCGAGCCAGGCUCGGGCAGCAGCUAUACGAGCUCAGGAGAAACCCUCUUGGUGCUGAGAGAGAG